Geodia barretti is the source of this 918-nucleotide messenger RNA. The record is from the annotation of a GenBank genome assembly. Lineage: Eukaryota; Metazoa; Porifera; Demospongiae; Tetractinellida; Geodiidae.
AUGCAACUCCAAUUGCAUUCGGAUCUUCAGUCACGCCAAUCGACGCCCGCCGAGCCGGCGGCCCCAACCAUACCCGCCAGCGAAGGCCAGCCGGCUAUCGCCUGCGAGAAUAACGCGGACUUCAUGAACCGGCUCGAAACCGCAGGGCUUCAAAUGAAGCUGAUCGUGACCUCGCCUCCCUACAACCUGGGCAAAGAUUACGAAACCAGGACCACCCUGGACAGCUACUUGGAAACGCAACGCAGCGUGAUCGAGCAGUGUGUCCGUCUGCUGCACCCACAAGGAUCACUGUGUUGGCAAGUCGGAAACUACAUUGACGACGGUGAGGUGGUACCGCUGGAUAGCGUUUUGUAUCCGAUAUUCAGAGAUCAAGGGCUGAAGCUCAGAAAUCGCAUAGUGUGGCACUUCGGUCAUGGAUUGCACGCGUCCAAACGAUUGUCCGGUCGUUACGAAACAAUAAACUGGUGGACGAAAGGCGACGAUUAUACUUGGGACCUCGACCCGAUCCGGGUCCCUUCCAAAUACCCCGGCAAGCGCCACUACAAAGGCCCAAACGUUGGACAACUCUCCGGGAAUGCCAACGGGAAAAAUCCCAGUGACGUCUGGGAAUUUCCAAACGUGAAAAGCAACCAUCCCGAAAAAACCGUACACCCCUGCCAGUUUCCGGUCGAAUUGGUUGAGCGCUUGGUCUUGUCAAUGACCGACGAAGGCGACGCGGUAUUCGAUCCCUACAUGGGGGUCGGGUCUGCCGUUAUUGCCGCUCUGAUGCAUCGACGCAUCGCAUACGGGUGUGACAUCGUGCCGGAAUAUGUAGAGAUAGCAGAACAGCGCAUCCAGACAUGGCGCGACGGCACCUUGCGCACACGACCGAUGGGAAAGCCAAUUUACGACCCGUCAUUGCCCCGCGGCGGCCACUGA